Molecule: messenger RNA, 1744 nt
Organism: Ylistrum balloti
Lineage: Eukaryota; Metazoa; Mollusca; Bivalvia; Pectinida; Pectinidae
Product: putative transferase CAF17 homolog, mitochondrial
Exons: 7
Coding region: 228-1322 (364 amino acids)
Cellular component (GO): mitochondrial matrix
Molecular function (GO): protein binding
Source: RefSeq, a predicted model, not a curated record
UUUACAACAAUAUGACUUGUCAGCAAGAGUACUGUGUAGGAUAUAUUCGUUCAUAACAUAUAUUUAAAGGCUCUUGCAGAGAGAGAGAGACGACACCAACUACAGCUGAUCAUACAGGCAUAAGCUAACUAUUUAGCUAGAUAUUGAAGCUAUAAACUAGUUCACUAGAGAAGCCAGCAAACCCACAUUAUUUAGUCAGUGUGCUGUAUUGAUGAAGCUCUACAAGCAUGAGGCAUUUACUGUCACAGCUGAGGAGUUUACAAGGCUUUUCCCAGAGAUCAGCAACAAUUCCUUCUGAAACCUUGUACAAGUAUAAACACUGCAAACACUGCCAGCUGCAUCAGCCUGCUUUAAAGACUGUAUCUCACAAUCCUUAUCAAUCUCUAAGGCAUUGCAGCAGCAAUAUAAGAGAAUCCAACUGGAGUGUUCAUUCCUUGGAAAGCCGUGGAGUAGUGAGACUGAAAGGUACAGAUACAGUACCAUUCCUCCAGGGUCUGGUCACAAAUGAUGUUGCUGUUGUUGGAGACAAAACCCCUAGUCUGUAUACCUUGAUGCUCAAUGUACAGGGUCGUGUGCUGUAUGACCUGUUGAUGUUCCACGCCACUGAUGUGACAGGGAAGUCUUUCCUUUUAUUAGAGUGUGACACUAAUGUCACUGAAGAUCUCCUCAAACUCAUUAAAAGAUAUAAAAUCAGAAAGAAGGUUGAUAUAGCUGAUGUGACUGAUAGCUGUAAGGUGUUUGCUGCUCUUUGUAAAGGCGACGAUCAAAAGAUAUCUGUUGAUAAGCAGCUGCCUGGAAUAUUGUCAGCGGCUCCAGAUCCUCGCAUGAAUAGCUUUGGUUUGAGAAUCAUAGCAAGCAACUCAGGGUCAGUACUCAAAGGGUUUGGAGUUAAAGAGGAAACACCUGAGGAGGACUACCACAGGGAGCGGUAUCAGAUUGGUAUUGGGGAGGGAGUAGUGGACUUACCCCCAGGGAACUGCUUUCCUCUGGAGAGUAAUGCUGUGUAUCUGAAUGGAGUGUGUUUCCACAAGGGCUGUUAUGUCGGCCAGGAGUUGACCGCUAGGACAUUUCACACUGGGGUCACACGCAAGCGCCUGAUGCCUCUCUUGUUUGAUGAUGAACCACAGAAUAUUAUAGCCGGAUCUAACAUUGUAACAGAGACAGGAAAAUCAGUGGGGAAAAUGCGAGGUCAUAUUGGAAAAUAUGGACUCGGUCUUUUACGGAUAGCAGAGGCCAGUAAAAACCUUAGUGUUAAAACAGAGACAGAGGAAAACCUAGGAGUGAAAGCCACCACCCCAGACUGGUGGCCUAAGGAGAGUUGAUUUGAAUUACAUAAUCGAGAACACAUACUGCCCUUCAGUUACAUGUGCAUGCUGAUAAUGUGAACCCUAGAUGGUGUAAUUAUAUAAAGAGACUAGACAUGAAUUCAAUAUCUCAAAAUACUUAUCUAUGGAUGUGAAUUAUUUAAAGAAGUUAAGAAUUCCAGAACUGUCUCACAGUUUAGAGUCAGAUUUGACAUAAAUUGCAAACUUCAAAAUUGUACUGUGUACUUAUCUAAAGCAUGUAGGGUCAGUUCUGUUGACUGACUGCUUAGACCAGCUAUUCCUGUUUUUUUGACUAAGGAAAUGAAGUUCAUAUUUAUGAGUGGAUAAUAUGUUCUGUUUGUAACACAUUUAAAAUAACAUCCAAAUUCAAUAUUGUGGUUUUACAAACAUUGAUUUAAUAAAACCAAAAAUUAUUUGAU